CAGCCUCCAGUGUCCUCUGAAACACCUCGACAGGCACUUCUCAGCCCAACCCAAGUCACUUUGCUGCCCAGUCAAGGGACCUCAAGCCACUCAUCCUCUCCCGUCAUCAUGUCCGUCGUCAUGGAGCAGUCGGCGGCCCAGUCGUCGUCGUAUGCCCACGACAAGAUUGACUCCAACGAUAUCGAGUCCGGCUAUGCCUCUGGCCAGUCCGACUACUCUCCGUCACCACGCACAGAGAAGCCCGUUAUUUCCCUCAGCAAAUCACACAUCGCAUACCUCAACGAGCAGAUGGAGAACAUGCACCCCAUGGACAUCCUUCGCUUCUGCAAGAUCAUGUUCCCCAACCUGUACCAGUCAACGGCGUUUGGCCUGACGGGUCUUGCCACCCUGGACAUGCUGUCCAAGCUCCAGAAGGAGAACCCAGAGUCCCGCACCGUCGACCUCAUCUUCCUCGACACCCUGUACCACUUCAAGGAGACGUAUGAGCUCGUCGACCGCGUCAGGGAGAGAUAUCCCAACGUGCCCAUCCACAUCUACAAGCCCGACGGCAUGGAGACGGCUCAGCAGCUCGAGGAGACAUACGGCGAGAAGUUUUAUGAAACCGCCGGCGACAUGUACGACUGGAUCGUCAAGGUCGAGCCCCUGCAGCGAGCGUACGACGAGCUCAAGGUGGCCGCCGUGCUCAACGGCCGUCGACGGUCUCAGGGCGCUGCCCGCGGCUCCAUCCCCAUCAUCGAGCUCGACGAGGAGAGGGGCAUCGUCAAGAUCAACCCCAUGGCCGCGUGGACCUUUGCUCAGGUCAAGCAGUACAUUGAUGAGAACAACGUGCCCUACAACGCCCUGCUUGACAAGGGCUACAAGUCGGUUGGCGACUGGCACUCGACCAGUCCGGUAGGCGAGGGCGAAGACGAGCGUGCCGGUCGAUGGAAGGGCCAGGGCAAGACGGAGUGCGGCAUCCACAACAAGAAGUCCAAAUACUCCGAGUUCAUCGCCAAGAAAGAGCGGACUGCACCCGUUUCAUGAGCGCAGAUGUUGGCUUCUCUCAUCAGAGGCGCGCUCUCUCUGCUCACACGCGGAGACCUAUGAUUUUUCCGUUAUGACAUGAUGACGUUUGGCGGCAUUGGCGAUUUGGAGUCUUUGAGUUGCAUCGAGGGACAGCAUUUGGAUGGGGAUCUUGACCCCAUAGAUACACAUCAUGGGCGGCGUUUGGCUUGAUUUCGAGUUGUUUCUUUUCUUUUCCGACUUGAUGGUUCUCAUUCUGGGGAUUGAUCGAGCGAGCAGCUUUGCUGGAAAAAGGUGGUAUCACGUGCCCAUGGCAGUAGAUAGCGACAGCGAAUAAAUAAAAGAUGAAUCAUUUGACA
Molecule: messenger RNA, 1361 nt
Organism: Trichoderma citrinoviride
Lineage: Eukaryota; Fungi; Ascomycota; Sordariomycetes; Hypocreales; Hypocreaceae
Product: phosphoadenosine phosphosulfate reductase
Exons: 2
Coding region: 109-1023 (304 amino acids)
Cellular component (GO): cytoplasm
Molecular function (GO): phosphoadenylyl-sulfate reductase (thioredoxin) activity
Source: RefSeq, a predicted model, not a curated record